Messenger RNA from Cryptotermes secundus, 5663 nucleotides. RefSeq names its product inositol polyphosphate-4-phosphatase type I A. Gene Ontology annotation, molecular function: phosphatidylinositol-3,4-bisphosphate 4-phosphatase activity. Gene Ontology annotation, cellular component: cytoplasm. The transcript is spliced from 18 exons. NCBI's taxonomy places the organism in Eukaryota, Metazoa, Arthropoda, Insecta, Blattodea, Kalotermitidae. The record is from RefSeq and is a predicted model, not a curated record. Bases 222 to 4184 code for a protein of 1320 amino acids.
AGGAGGCGCGUCCUUCUCAGCUGUGCCAUUUGCGAGCAGUCGAUCUAAUACUAUAUAAAUAUCCCAUGGCGUCUGGUAGUUAUGUUCAUUAUCUUCGUAGUAGGUCUUAGAAAGAAAGUAUUUUAUUCGUAAUUGAUUGAUGCGUACAUACAUAAACAUUAAGAAUUUACUUCACUGAUGACACCUUCAGGGACCGUGCACAAGCAACAUCAUUCUUGACAAUGAGGUUCAACAAACAGGAACUGACUACUCUAGCCACGCAGCCGUCUCAGAAAUUUGACAAGGAGGGCGUCUUGUUUCUUCGAGAAAGACAGGAGGGGUUCUUCAGGCGCACUGAGAGGAAAGACAUCAAAAGAGGGAAAAGAUCAAAGAGUCUUCGGGAACUGAGCUGCUAUAGCGGAACAAGCAAAGUCAGUCUUGAGCGAUGGUGUCGGUUGAGGGGGAACUUACUGUUCUACUUCAAGUCUCGAGAACAGUGGUCAGAACCGCUGGGUGUCAUCAUUUUGGAGCAGUGUUCCAUCAAAGUUGACACACCCACUGCAGAGGGUCCAUAUGGCUUUCGCCUAGUGUUUGAAGGUGGCCUGAGUCAGCACCUUGCAGCAUAUUCAGAAGGGGAACGGGAUGCAUGGCUGCAAGCCAUCCAGCUGGCAAGCUAUGACUGCAUGCGCUCACAGCUCCUGGUAUUGCAGCAGAGGAUGGAGCUGCAUCGGGGGCAGGAUCCAGACCUGGAUGUCCACAUGUGGAGGAUACGAAGGGGCCACACAGUAGAUCCAUGUGAACUUCCUCUCUGUGAAAUUUCAUUGGCGUGUGACAACCUACUGUGCGAUGGUCAUGGACGCCCACCAAACCCCGUGUUGGUAGUUCAUGUGUACUUUGCUACUGAUGCAGUCUGGAUCAAGUAUGCCAGAACUGAGGUGGUGGAGAAGAGCAGUAAUCCAGGCUUCCUGAACACGGUAACGUUCCGAGCCAGUGAUGGUCUGAAUGGUGAGACACGUGUUCGACUUACAGCGUAUGAUGUGCGUGAACAUGUGUCUCAAACAGCUACACCUAUUGGAUCCUCUGUAGUAACAUUAGGUGCAGUCCUGGAAACAGACCGACUCCGUAUCCCUCUACUGUCCCCUGCUGGCACCACUGUUGGUUUUCUGACCAUGACAGUGUGGAAAUUGGAACCUGAGGAUAAGGGUGGCAGCACUGAGUCUACUCCAUGCAGAAGUGCACCUGAUCAUGACGUAGCUGUGAUUUGCUCUCACCGGAGGUCUCAAUCUCUGCCUCCUCGACUGGGCACCAAGCUGAAACUUCCACACCAGGGCCAACUGCGCCUUCUGUUUGCCAACCCCCAUAUGCAUACGUACUGCUUCCACUCUGGUCUUGGUGGUGACAUCUAUGUUCAUGAGGUCAUGGCAGAAAGCAGACUGUGUUUCCUGUUUCCACAGCAGCUGUUAGCUCUGUGGAUCCAGGAAGAGAAGGAGCUGCUGCAAGAAGUGGCAGGAAUGGGCGAGCUGCAUGAACCAUGGCACACACGCCAGGUGGAACUGCUGGAUCGACACCUCCAUCUUCUCCACCUGUACUCACAAGCAAAAGAAAACCUGGAAGCACAUAAAGGAACUUACUUUAAACCAAGUUCUCGUAAAGGUGAUCGAAUGUUAGAGUUUGCUCCAGUAAAUCUGCAUUUGCAACGGAUGUGGGUUCAGAAUGACACACUAAGGAAAAGUGGGUUUUAUGAUAUUAUUACUGUGGGAGCCUUCACAGCGCACUCUCACAAGUCGAAGAACGGGGGCCUUAUAAAACUGCUGCAGCAGCUGAAGGAAUCACCGUCAAGAACAAACGAAACCCUGCAAGGGCCGAGCAAGAUAAGAAUGGCGCAUGAUGCAAUACAAGCCAUUAAACAGCUUCGUCGGGAAGUUGUGGAUGGAAUGCGAGCCCUCAUGAAGCUGGCAAAAGAGAAGCAGACUACUGGCAUGCUCACAAUCUGUGAGGAUAUGAUAUCGAAGACGCGGAUUCUUCUGAGCCUGUGGGACCCAGGGCUUGUUGAAGAAGCUCUGUCCUUUGUAGAAGAGCACAAAGUAUCUCAGCCCAUACCAGAAGACCCUGUUGAUGGAGAUGACGGUCUGUGCAGUUUCGAACUUCGACAUCAGCAGGCAUUAUCUCCAUACCGACGCAUCACGCAGCAGCUGAACUUUGACCUGAGGUCACCUGAUCUAGAUGACCUUGUGACCCCUGACAGUCCGCACUGUACUCGAAUUUUCUGGAGCCUCCCAGCUAAUGGAACAGUUCACAAGGCAGCAGAUGCUGAUGCGGCUUCUGUCACAGCACUGAAAAGUUAUGGGUCCAGGUCAAGAGAUUCGCUUUCAGGCAGUGAAACACAAUUUGAAAUUUUUCCAGACACUGAAGAAGGAACAAACCAAAAUGCAGAUGAUCAAAAUGAAGAGCAGGAGGCAUUGACAAGCAGACAGUGUGAUCAGGAUGGCUCAGAAAACUGUAAUGACAUGUUGGAUGUAGAAGACAGAUCAUUAGGAAUGGCCAAUGGUUUUGACUGUGACUUAGGAAGAAGGUUUUUGGACACACAAGCCAUGUGUAGUUCUCCAUCGGCGAAUUAUUACAAACCGACAGAUGAGCCAGAGCCAUGGGAUCUCACACAGCUGAACAUUGAAGCUAGUGUUAUGUGUCUUGUCAGCAAAGUUAAGUUCCUUUGUGGGCGUUGUGGCAGUCCUGCUGUUCGACUCAGAUCCUCUCAGCGUGGGAUGGGCAGAUCGCGUAGUUUUCGUGGAGGGCUUUCAAAUCAGACUACUGCAGAUGAGGGCAGUGACAGGAACUCUGUGGUGACAGUUCAGCCAAUGAGUGCUAAUGGUGGACGUAAUAUUUUAAACACAUCAGAUCACAUAGAAAAGAAAGCAAAAGAAAACACGGAGGAUGAGGAUCGACGAUUGGAAUCAAUUGGACUGUCAGCUGACAUGAGUAGUGAUGACAUGAUAAACAAGGCUGUGGACACGGUGCAGAAAGCUGUUAACGGUGCUGUGGGGAGAAAUGGUUCAACUGUACGAAACAAAUUUACCGAGGGCUUAGACUUCGCUUCUAUUGUCGAUUGGACGUGUGAAUUGCGUCCAAGCAUGAGAAAACUUCGACAAGCCAUGGAUGGGCUGCUGAAGACAGCAAGACUCACACACAGUGUGUUUCGGGUGCAGGAGGAUGGACGAGCUGCGCAGAGAGCUUGCAAUGUUCGUUACCGUCGUGAUGUCUGCUUUUCACAGGCUCUGACAUCACUUGUAGUGGGGCUAAUGGCCAAGCUGUGGUGUCAGAAGCCAGACCCUGCAUUCCUGACGGUGCUCACCACACUUGGACCCCUCGUCUCUUUCGAGGGUCUACUGAGUUAUUACGGCGAUGAGAUUGAUAUGUGGGGGGACAUGACUGUCGCAGUGGAGGACCUCUUGACAGUGACUUUCCUGCUCACGAGGUGCACGAGCAGCAGCCCCAGAUCUUGUCAGUCGUCUUCAUCUCAGCAGUACCCAGUUCCACGUGUUGUUGGCUCACGUUCAGCUCUGAGCGUUCUCCUACCUGUACCAGAUGCUGUGCACUCUAUGCUUCCUCUGUCGUCUUCGCCAACUUCGUUCACCGUGACCCCCGUGUUCUUCAAUAUUGGCAUCAAUGAGAUGGCAACACUGGCAGAGAGUUUGGGUAACACCAGACCUCAAGACAAGAGCAAUCUUGACAAUUUCGAGAGGGUGAAUGAGUAUUACUACCGGUUCCGAAAGCUUCAUUUUCCAACAGAGGCACCAGGAAACAGAGGUCCUACAUGUGCCCCUCUACAGCUGACACUAGCAGAGCUGGUGGAAAGCCUGAGGGUAGCCGUGCACGCUAAACAGAGUAAGAAUGUGGAUGUGCUGCACCUCUCAUCACGCAUCUGCCGCAGAAUGAAGGGACUACGGUUUACAAGCUGCAAAAGUGCCAAAGACAGAACAGGUAUGUCGGUGACGUUGGAGCAGUGUCACAUCCUGGUAGCAGAGUAUGGGUUGGCAGAACAUGAGAUUCAGCGACCGCUGGACUGCAUGAGGAGUGAAGGGUGUCGCAGAGAGAACACCCAUAAGAAUACUGGUGUCCGGAAAUACGCGUUCAAUAGUCUUCAAUUACUUACAUUACCGAAACCAUACCGGCCACCAGCAGGGACAUAUGGCUCAGCCCAGACAUGAAAUCGUCAAUGCAAGUAUUAUCUACCAUAUUUCAUUCUUGGGUUUGAGUCAUGGUGCAGUAAUGGCCUACCAGACUGUAGAUUGUAUGGCUGUGUGGUAUUCAUGUACAUAUCUGCUAUGCAAGUUUUAUCGAUCUGGCCAUUAGGCAUAUAGAUAGAAGGGGUUUGAGACAUUAUUCCUCUGUACCCAAUGACACUUAAUCUUUAUUAACAGAAGAUAUUUCGACUACCCAGAGACACUUAAUCUUUACGAACGGAAGAUAUUUCAACUGCAGUUUUGCAGUUUAGGUUUGUGUGUGUGAGUUGUGCACAAGCUUAGGAUGAAGUGAUAUGAACUACCAUUCAUUUUACUGGACCUACUGGAUCAGUCUUGCAGUGGUGGAACGAGUUUCUGUUGGGGGGAUGGGAGUGAAAUAUGGUAGUUUUGGGGUAAGAUUUGUUCUGUGCUGUAAUCUUAUCUGGCUCUGGUUUCAGAAUUUUCCAUGUGUAGACUGAAGUUUACACACCUUUUCCAAACUCUUAGACUUCUGUUACAAAUCAAGUUGUACUACACAUCCUCUCAGUGGGCCAUGUUCUGACCAUUAAACUAUCAUGAAAUGUAAUGGAAUAUAUCUGAUGUGUGCUCCCAUCUCAAAAAAGGAUUAUUUCAUGUGAUUAGAAAGGUCACAGUUUUUGCCUAAAAAAAACAGCUUUAAUUACUGUUUGCAAAAAACCAAAUUUUAAUUUAUAUUUGGACCAUGUUGCCUCCUGGAAGUAGGUUCAGUGCAUGUGUAGCAAAAUGUUGGACUUAAAAUUUGACCAAAAUUCCUAAUGUGAAAUUUUAUCAGUCAUUCCACAUGUGACAUGUGCAAACAGAUGAAGACAGUGACACAGUGAACUUCUUGGACACAGUACUUUCCAUGAAGUGCCCAAAGUGAAUGGUUAUGUUGUAUUCCAGUAUUUCAAGGAUACUUAGGUUCGCUAAAUGGUAAGCGGAUUAGAUGUAUGGCUGGGUUAAAUUAACGAGCCACAACAGAAAGGUGACAUAAAACAGUAUUUUAUUAUUAGGAAACUGAAUGCUUGAUGAAGUACAGGUGUUGUAAAUCUUCUGCCUAAGGGUGUGUUAGCUUUGACUCACUCACAGUGCUUCCCUAUCUCAAGCCAUGGCAGACAUCGGUAAGGACUGUAGUCAGAGGGACAGAUUUUAAAUGAAUUAUUAUAUUGUCAGUGAUGAAAACUGAACAGCUUGUCAUGGCAGACUUAUGAGAAAGAUAUUAUGCAGUAAAGAAAGGUGCAUAUUUUAUUUAUAAAGACAGAAUGGACACAUUCAAGUAAUUAUUAUGUGUUAUGCAUGUGAAGCUUUGUAACUGUGUUUAAUGGUCAGAUGAGUGAAACCUUGCCUGGUAGGUGAUCACGCUCAAUUGUAAUGUAUAUCUGGGGUUGUGGAUAAUGUAGAGAGAGUAGUAAUGAAGAGCUAACAAUUUGCAGAAACUAAGAAGAA